Molecule: messenger RNA, 1615 nt
Organism: Silurus meridionalis
Lineage: Eukaryota; Metazoa; Chordata; Actinopteri; Siluriformes; Siluridae
Gene: foxd7
Product: forkhead box D7
Exons: 1
Coding region: 348-1301 (317 amino acids)
Biological process (GO): cell differentiation; regulation of transcription by RNA polymerase II; anatomical structure morphogenesis
Molecular function (GO): RNA polymerase II cis-regulatory region sequence-specific DNA binding; DNA-binding transcription factor activity, RNA polymerase II-specific
Source: RefSeq, a predicted model, not a curated record
UUGAUCUCCUUUGCCCACACUUUAUCAUGACAUCAUGGUCACCUGAUCUGAGCGCAGAGGAAAUCCUGCUGCUUUGGAGAGGAUGCUGGACACUGCAGAGGAACGUAGAGGAACGUAGCUCGUAGCGUCACCAGCUUUUUUUCCCUCUUCUGGCUCCAAUGUUGUGGAACAGCUUUGUUUUGAAGUGGAUCUGCAAGUUUCUGUAAAACUUUUUGUGCCCAGUCUGAUCAGUACUCAUCAAUCUGAGGUAUUAUAUUGGUUUCUAUUUGGUGAGCAAAGUUUCGAUUCAGAACUUCUCCCACCUCGUGAGGCAGGUGAAAUCGGACCACAUUUGUGGAUUUGCGACUAUGACUUUGGAUACGGAUUUAAUGGACGACCUGGUUAUCGACGUGGUAGGAGAAGGGAGCAAGGAUUCGGCAGAAGAGAGCUGCUCCACCUCACCUCCAGCUGUAUCCGAGGCUGAAUUCAACUCCGAGUCUCUCUCUUCCAGACAUUAUGAAAGCGAUGGGAAAGACAUUGCGUCUUCCAGAUGCCUUCCAGCUGCAGGCAAAGGCGCCUCAGUAAAGCCACCGUAUUCAUACAUCGCCCUGAUCACGAUGGCCAUCCUGCAGAGCCCGAAGAAGCGUCUCACCCUCAGCGAGAUCUGCGACUUCAUCAGCCACCGCUUCGCUUACUAUCGCGAGAAGUUCCCGGCGUGGCAGAACUCCAUUCGCCACAACCUGUCGCUCAAUGACUGUUUCGUGAAGAUGCCGCGGGAGCCGGGCAACCCGGGCAAGGGCAACUACUGGACCCUGGACCCAAACUCGGCGGACAUGUUCGAGAAUGGCAGCUUCCUGCGGCGGAGGAAACGCUUCAAGCGGCAGCAUUUCCGAUUCGGUUUGUUGAAGGAUCACACGUUAGAGCCGUCCGCUUUUCCCAACCUGUCGUACGGCGCGUACGGCCUUGGAGCGUCCUGUGUGCCUUUACCAAGCAUGGACGUCUAUCCGUUUGGAUUCCGCCAUGCCGGUCAGGCGACCUGCGUCCCAGGCGCUCCACCGGGUACCGUCCUUCCGGCGCUGUCGACCUUCUUCUCGCGGAGUUCAAUACAUAAAGCUUUCCCUCCAUCCCAGACGCUCAGUGUGGAGUCUUUAAGCUCAGCCCCGCUUCCCCACAGUUCCCCGUAUGCGCCCUCAGCUCUUCUCCAUCCCAUCGCCUUUCCUCCGUUUCUCAGCCUGCAGUAUGAGUAUCAGAAACUGCAGAACCUGACAGGCAGCUCAGAGGCGCUCAAUAAACACGCGUACAUGAGCAGUGUAGUUGAUUAGCAGCGUUUGGUUUCAUUAUUCUAUUUCUCUCAGGAAAUUUUGGCAUGUUGAUGUGCUUACAGAGGGAGAAAUCCGAAUAUCUCUGGUGGCAUUUCAUGGAGAUUGAACUUUGGACAUUUAUUCCCUUUUGAAUUAAUUGGAUUUUAUUUUGUUGUUGUUGUUGAAGAAAGACUCGUUUUGCUUGAAAUAUUUUCUUAUAUUCAUUUCAUACUACAAAACUGCGAAUUAAAAAAAAUAUUUAACUGACGAAUUUCCUCUUGGCUUUUUGGGAAUUUCUUUUUAACCAUUUGUUUAAAAGAAUCAUGAUUUUUUUG